AUGGCGUCGAGUCAGGGAGGUGUGGGAGCUGUACCGGCUCUUUCAAACCAUCACUUAUCCAACGGACCUCACUGGAAUCCAGGGAUCAACCAGCAUCAGCAUCAUCUCCACACGACCCGGAGUUUAGACCGCGCUCUGGAGGAUUCCGUGUGCUCAGGAACGUUGAAUCUUAGCGGGAGGAAGCUGAGAGACUACCCUGGAUUGAGCUAUGAUCUUACUGAUACAACACAGGCAGAUCUGUCGAAGAACAGGCUCACAGAGAUCCCUCCAGAGGUGUGUCUGUUCGCCCCCCUUGAGUCUCUCAACCUCUACCACAACUGCAUCAAAUGCAUCCCUGAAGCCAUCAUCAACUUGCAGAUGCUGACCUAUCUAAACAUAAGCCGAAACCUUCUCUCAACAUUGCCAAAAUACCUGUUCAACCUCCCUCUCAAAGUGCUGGUGGUGAGCAACAACAAGCUACUGUCUGUCCCAGAGGAGAUUGGGAAGGCCAAAGAACUGAUGGAACUGGACAUCAGCUGUAAUGAGAUCCAGGUGCUGCCCCCUCAGGUGGGGAGGCUCCGUUCAUUACGGGAACUCAACAUCAGGAGGAACUGUCUUCACAUGCUGCCUGAGGAGCUGGCUGACCUGCCACUCAUCAGACUGGACUUCUCCUGCAAUAAAAUCACAGAGAUCCCUCCUGUCUACAGGAGACUCAGGCAGCUGCAGCACAUCAUCCUCGACAACAACCCUAUGCAGUCCCCACCUGCACAGAUCUGCCUGAAGGGCAAGGUGCACAUCUUUAAGUACCUGAACAUCCAGGCUUGUAGGAUGGAUAAGAAGCCUGACUCUCUGGACCUCCCCUCUCUGGGCAAACGCUGCCUUCCCCAGCCUCUCACAGACAGCAUGGAGGAUUUUUACCCCAGCAAGAACCAUGCUCCUGACUCUGGUAUCGGCAGUGACAACGGGGAUAAAAGACUGUCUGCGACAGAGCCCUCUGACGAUGAUACCAUCAGCCUGCACUCCCAGGUCUCAGAGACGGCCCGCACCGACGCCCUCUCUCUCCUCUCCAAGAUGGACUCAGGCAAAGAUCAGGUACCCUUUGACUUCAUCGAGCCCAACGCAGAGGAAGAUGCUGCCCUGUCAGACGGGCAGCAGAGUGGACCCUACAUCUCAUGUAUAAAGGAAUUGGAGAAGGUCCUUAACAAGUCACACCAAAGCAAAGAUAAGGAGAACUGGAAAGAGGAGUCUGGCUCUGAAAAAGAUCAGCUAGUUGAGGAGGAUGAGGAUGAGCUGAAGGAAGUGCUGGACCUGAGGAAGAUCGCUGUCCAGCUCCUGCAGCAGGAGCAACAGAACAGACGACGGUCCUUAAUUUGUAGAGCAGAGAGUCUAAUUCAUCGAAGGAGGGUUGCCGGCCGAGCACACAGGUUCCUCAGUCACACUGGCAGCUCCAGCAGCAAACAGAGGUCCCCCUGCCAGGCCACCCGCAGUGCCUCUCUGGAUGAAGGGAGCAGUGGACCGUCAGUGCUGAGUGGGCAGGACCCUGACUUCACAGACGAUGACACAGCUUUCUCUGAGCCGUCCUCUUCCUGCUCUUUCGAUGGCAGUUUAAAGUCAGAGUCUGACACAGAGCCAAAAUGGCCAGAGGUUCCACCCGUACUCAACCAGAACGAGGAACGCAGGAGGAACAAGUAUCUGAGGAAAGAUUAUCUUAAGUACAAGUGCCAGAGUGCCCGAAGAAACUCCAGUGGGAAUGACGAGUGUGAGGAGGGGAUGCGGAAUGCUGAUUUCAGCAGCACCCUCACAGUGUUUGGUCUGAAGCCAAGAUCAGCAUUCUGUCGAAGCAGCCGUCAAGAGUUGUCAGACCCCAGUUUCACCAUGAGGAGGAAGAUGGAACACCUGAGAGAGGAGAUGGAGCAGAUUGGCGUCCUACGGCAGAACCUGGAGUCCAGACUAAAGGUCUUGCUGCCGGACGAUGUCGGAGCUGCUCUGAUGGAUGGCGUUGUCCUGUGCCAUCUGGCCAAUCACAUUCGUCCUCGAUCAGUGGCCAGCAUCCAUGUACCCUCCCCAGCAGUGCCAAAGCUUAGCAUGGCCAAGUGCCGCAGGAAUGUGGAGAACUUCCUGGAUGCCUGUAAGAAGCUGGGCGUGUCACAGGACAAGCUGUGUUUACCCCACCAUAUCCUAGAGGAGCGUGGGCUGGUGAAGGUGGGUAUGACUGUGCAGGCUCUACUGGAGCUGCCGGCCUCCAAGCCCACCCAGCUGUCUGCUGUCUAACGGCAGCCUGGACACUGCCUCAACCACCCACCCAGCCCAGACCAGCCUUCCACAACCCAGCCCUUCACCCCACAGAGGAGGGGGCUUCCAGCCUGCUCCGCUCAUCACCGGGGACCAGGGACCCCUUAGUGGGCGAGGACUGGGGGCUGCAGGGAGUCCAUUGCCAGCUGACUGAGCCAAGAGAGGGAGGGGUUAACUAAGAUCCUCCCACCCUUCCUAUAUGAUGUCAGCUGGGACCCGCCUCCCAUCCAUUGGAUUGUUAGCUACUGUCAUGUCCUCCCCCAGGGGACCCUACUGUACUGUGUGUGUAGCGUACCAGUGUGGCUGUCUGUGUGACCUGUGUGACCUGCACAGUGUGGACUUUAUGAGAGCUGGUGAACCCAAAGCCAGAUCAGAGGUCAGACUAAGGAAUGAAUCACAGUGAAGAUGAAGACCUGUCUGUCCCCAUGGUGAUAUUGAUUGGCCCAUGCUCAGACACUUUUGAACCUAGUGGUGCGAACACUGAAUUCACUGGGUUUUCAACACUCAGUAUUGAAGACAUUGGUAGUGAAGUGAUAGCAGAUUUAAAGGCAUGUACUCACUCUUUCACUCAGAGAACUGAACUGCAUGCUGGCCGAACCAGCCACACCACAUCACUCAAGUGGUCCUGACACCCUGACUUUUCUUUUUAGAACAAAUUAGUUUUCAAAGGGGAUAUAUUUGUAAAGAUCAUUGUGUUAUAUCACAAUAUACCUAUGAUAUCCCAGAGGUAAAGCUUGGGACAUCCUAAGUGGUGCUUUACCUCAGAGGAGCCAGCAGUAGCCAAGCACAGGUAUACACACUUCUUACAGUCUGCAUUUGAGAAUAAUUAUUGUACUGCCAAUAACAGUGCCAUUUGAGGGAAGAAUGCUAAGCUUACUUUUAAAAGCAUGGUAUCCAUGAUUCCGAUUUUCUACUGCAGCACAUCUGUGGUGAAGGGAGGCUGCUCUGAGGUACUUCAGAUGUGGUAUUAGUAGCUCACCCCUGUACGGUAUACGAGAGAGCCAUCCCACUGCCACUGCCAUCCCACUGCUUUGAUCAUACCACGUGUGCUUAUUUGAAUAGGACUUGUUGAAAGCACAUGGUUAUUUAGUUUGGAUAUUGUACCAUAUACACUUAUAAUGCUGAGAUUGUAUCUUUUGGUAAUUUGAUGUAGUGAAACAGUUCUCUUUUAAUGUUGACAUAUUUAUUCUUUACAUUUAUAACUCGCUCCUCUAGUUGGAUUCACAACUGCAAAACGUAAAGUAAAGAACACAACAGAAAUAAUGAGGAAAUCCCAUAGAUCAUCGUUCAUCACCCCAGUCCUCCAGUUCCCCAACAGUACAUAUUUUUGUUGUAACCCUGGACCAACACACUUGAUUCAAUUUGUCAACUAAUCAGCAAGCCCUCAAUGAGUUGAAUCAGGUGAUUAGUCUGGGACUACAACAAAAAGAUGGACUGUUGAGGAACUGGAGGACUGGAGUUGGGAAGCACUGCCAUAGAUGAAUCCGGACCACUGAACUAUUUUAAUCAGGAAAAUGAUUUAUCUAUUUAUGUUUUCUAUUUAUAUGCUUUGUUUGUUUGUUUUUCAGCCCUGACGACCCCUUAAGUUAUGUGACAGGAGUUUGCAGCUCCAAACUGGUGAUAUUUCCCUGCUUUAAGCUUUGGUGUUUGUUCUUGGCCACAGUUUACAUGUUCAUUGUCUCAAAAAGUCUGAUUUCAAUUAACCUCACAUUGCAGGAAAUCUGAACAAUUGUUCCAGAUGCAGUUUCACUUAAAGGAGUUUCAUUUAGUUUCUGUCAGUAAAUGUAGACUUAGUAUUGCACAUACUUCAAAUAUGCUUUUGUGUGGUACAGGAACAAUGGUAUUUUUGUCUGCAAGGUCUGUUUGAUUGAAUCAGUGUUGCUCACUGAUAAAUAUUUAUACUGAACAAAAAUAAGAAACACAACAUGCAACAAUUAUUUACAGUUCAUAUAAGGAAAUCAGUCAAUUUAAAUAAAUUCAUUAGGCCCUAAUCUAUGGAUUCCACGUGACGUGGAAUACAGAUGCAUCUGUUGGUCACCUUAAAAAGAAAAAAGUAGCAGUGUGGAUCAAAAAAACUGUUUGUGUCUGGUGUGACCACCAUUUGCCUAAUGCAGCGUGACACAUCUCCUUCACAUAAAGGUGACUAGACUGUCUAUUGUGGCCUGUGGAAUGUUGUCCCAUUUGCUGGACAUU
Oncorhynchus gorbuscha (pink salmon) is the source of this 4464-nucleotide messenger RNA. RefSeq names its product leucine-rich repeat and calponin homology domain-containing protein 2-like. Gene Ontology annotation, molecular function: protein binding. The transcript has 22 exons. The record is from RefSeq and is a predicted model, not a curated record. Lineage: Eukaryota; Metazoa; Chordata; Actinopteri; Salmoniformes; Salmonidae. Bases 1 to 2250 code for a protein of 749 amino acids.